AUGGAAGGUGGAUUCUUUAAUAACGACAAUGAGGGUUCUUCUUUCAGUGGAAGCAAGAGAUCCUUCAAUGAACAUACAAUCCGACCUCUUACAGUCAAGCAAUUCCAGGACAUUCAAAUCGUGAGCGACAAUGUGUUUAGACUCGAUGACAUGGAUAUAAAUUCGGUUACCGUUGUCGGUGUUGUCAGAGAUAUAUCGCCAUCAACCACCAAUCUGCAGUAUACGAUUGAGGAUGGCACGGCUAUGAUGGAAGUACGACACUGGCACGAAGGUUCCAAUGGUGAUGGUGGUGAAUUACCAAAUGACAUCAGCAAGGGAUCAUAUGUGCGCAUCAAUGGCCGAGUCAACCAAUUCAACAACAGGAUCAAUUGUAUCGCUUUCGCAAUCAGACCUAUCACCGACUUCAACGAGAUCACAUUCCACUUUUUAGAGGCCAUCUUAGCCCAUGUUAGAUUCACCAAGCCAUCUGGAGGUGAUCGCAUGGAAAUCGAUUCUGGUAACGGAGCCCAGAAAAGCUUAAAUGAGCGGCUCAUCGAUGUGGUGAAACAUUAUCCUGGCAACGGUGACGCUGACGACAACGGUAUCCAUGUGGAUCAAAUUGCAAAGGAGCUUCAAGUAGAUGUAGAAAAGGUCAAAGCGCUUGUAGAACACCUAGCGGAUGAAGGACAUUUGUACGCAACCACCGAUGAAUACCAUAUCAAGUCAACUGAUCAAUCGUAA
Messenger RNA from Lichtheimia ornata, 720 nucleotides. RefSeq lists its product as uncharacterized. Gene Ontology annotation, molecular function: DNA binding. The transcript is spliced from 6 exons. Gene Ontology annotation, biological process: double-strand break repair via homologous recombination; nucleotide-excision repair; DNA replication. Lineage: Eukaryota; Fungi; Mucoromycota; Mucoromycetes; Mucorales; Lichtheimiaceae. The coding region runs from base 1 to 720 and encodes 239 amino acids. Gene Ontology annotation, cellular component: DNA replication factor A complex; site of double-strand break; chromosome, telomeric region. The record is from RefSeq and is a predicted model, not a curated record.